Neohortaea acidophila is the source of this 924-nucleotide messenger RNA. RefSeq lists its product as uncharacterized. Bases 55 to 924 code for a protein of 289 amino acids. The record is from RefSeq and is a predicted model, not a curated record. The transcript has 2 exons. Lineage: Eukaryota; Fungi; Ascomycota; Dothideomycetes; Mycosphaerellales; Teratosphaeriaceae.
AAGACAUUGACGGGCCACGGUGCUUGGCUGUACGAGGCACCAGGCUUGGGUGUCAUGGCACAUACCUUCGCCACAGUCCUCGGUGAUGAGGUAGCAGAUGCUGAUGAAGGCGCAGAAACGUUCGAUCUCUUCUCUCAUUUCCAUUCCUCUCAAGACCUGGGCAUGGUGGACGGCAAAGCAACAGAGGUGGAAGUCACUGUGGCCGGGAGAGAUUUCACCAUCAAGCAGUCCCCAGGCCUUCUGCGGUCGAAUCGGGAAGCUGGCACAACGGGUGCAGCGGUCUGGCGGACUUCUGUUCGUUUUGCAGAGUGGUUGGCCUGGUCUGCCAAUCCACUUUUCCUCGGAGGCGUGUUGGAUUCCUCCAGCAGUGUUCUGGAAUUGGGCACCGGCAUUUCUGCCCUCGCGCCUAUUAUGAUCGGCGAGCGGGUGAAGAAGGUUAUCGCCACGGACCAACAAUACACUCUCAAGCUAUUGCAAGAGAACAUCAGUUCGAAUGUGCGUAAAUCACGUCAGCCAUCCGGGCCUGGGAGCGGCAAGAACAUCGAUGUCUGCGCACUCGAUUGGGAGACGGACGACAUUCCUUCCUUUGUGCGCAUGCAUGUUGGAGAGGAUGGGUUUGACGCCGUCGUCGCCUGCGACUGUGUCUUCAAUUAUGCCUUGAUUCAACCACUGGUCGACACCUGCAUCGAGACAUGCCGAGCUCGAAAGUCUGUGGCCACUCAACAUCAACCAACCGCGUGCAUCAUCGCGCAGCAACUUCGACAGCCGGAAGUGUUUGAGCAAUGGCUGAAUGCAUUCAUCAAGGCUUUCCGGGUGUGGCGAGUGCCGGACGAGUUGAUUCGCGGAUGUGGACAGGAACCCGCAGGGUUCGUUAUCCACAUUGGCAUUCUACAGCCUCAUAUAGACGCAGAAAAGUCAACAUAA